This is a messenger RNA of Chironomus riparius, 4133 nucleotides long. The record is from the annotation of a GenBank genome assembly. NCBI's taxonomy places the organism in Eukaryota, Metazoa, Arthropoda, Insecta, Diptera, Chironomidae.
UUCAAUUUAAAAACAUCAAGGAAAAAGUAAAAAAUCACAAAAAAGUGGUAUAAUUAAGAAAGUUAAAAGUAUUAUUUCAUGUCAGCGAAAAAUAUAAGUGUAAUGUAAAUUAUGAAUUUCCUUAAUGAUUCAUUUAAAUCACUGAAAAGUGCACUGGAAGUUAAUUUUGAGGAAGAAACAUCAGAAACAAUAAAGUCAACAAAAGACGAGAAUGACAAUUUAAAGAAAUUAUGCCAGCAUCAGUUAGAAGAGAUUGAACUGUUGCGGAAACAAAUUUUUGACUACCAACAAUCUAAAUUGAGUGACACUAGAUCGUUGUUAGAUAGCGAGAAACAACAACAGAAUGCAAAUAAUUCAUCAGUCAGUCAACAGCAGCAGCACAGCAAUGACAAUUGGUUUUGGGAAAAAGAUGCAGUUGAGUCACACGAUGUGGAACAUGACUUGACGACAAUUCCAUUGGACUCAAAUGAGCAUGAAGUUAUUGAAAAGUUGCAGCGGCAAUUAAAUGAAAAGGAAUCAAAGGUUAAAAGCUUAAGUGUUGAAAAUGCUGAGCUGAAUGAAAAAUUGAAGCAUGUAAAUGCUGAGAAUCAAGAGCUUAAUAAAAGUAUUGAGGAAUUGGAUUGGCAGCAUCAAGUUGCAGUUGAAAAAGUUCUCGAUGUGAAAAAUUCUCUACAAGAAAAGUUGAAUGCUACGCUUGAGGAAGUGAAAGGCUUUGAGAAUCAAAAAAAUGAGCUGAUAAAAAAAUACCACAACGCGCUUGAUGCUAAAGAUGCUGAAAUAAAUUCUUUAAAUUCGCAAAUGGAACAACACAAGAUUAAUAGUGAUGAGAUGAUAAAUAUGGCGAAGAAAUAUGAACUUCAAAUUGAAGAGUAUGUGGAGACAAUGCAGAAUUAUGAAAGUGAAAUUACAGACCUAAAAGAAACUGUCAAAAAUCUCAAAGAGAAUACACCUAGCAACAAUAAUGAAUGUCUUCAAAAAAUUAAUUCACUCAUAAAUUCCAAUUUUAAAUUAAAUGAGCAGUUUACAAGUGAUGACAGCUUUAUGGAAAGAUUUUCUAAAUGGAUCACCACAACUUCCUUAAAAGUUCGCGAAAUGGACUUUGAAAUAUCGAAAUUAAUCGAUGAAAAUAAGCACAUUAAGGACGAGUCUGUAAAACAUGUUCAAGAACGAGACGUGCUAAAAUCUGAACUUAUUAACUAUGAAAUUGAAUGUUCAGAAUUGAUGAAAAAUAAUAAAAUUCUAAGAGCUGAUAUUGAGAAUCUUCGUUCUUCAGGUAAAUUGGAAACAAUCAUGGAAAAUGAUGAUGACGAAGAAGUAGAUGGAAUAAUGCCAAUUGUGACAAAUAAUAAUAAAAUUAUCGAUGAUGAAUAUAACUCGAUGAUAACAAGAUUAGAAGAGACGGAAGUUGAACGGACUGAAUAUUUCGAUCAGAUACAAUCACUCAAAAGUCAACUGACCGAAAAUGUCGCACGUUGUAAAAGUUAUCGAGAGGAAAUAGAGAAUUUAGAAAAUGAGAAAUGUAAUUAUUUGUUCGAGCUUAAUGAGUUGAAAUCGGAAGAGGAAAGGAACAUCCUGCAAAAAGAACUCAAAUACUAUAAAGAUCGCGAGAUUGAGCUUCAAAAUAGACUCGAUGACAUCGAAAAAGAGAAAGAAGAUGUUUUAAAGAAAUAUAACGAAUUGGAAAAAUCAACAUCUAUGCAAAUUGAAGCUUUAUCCACAUCACAAAAUACGACAGUUGAGGAAAGCAAUAAGCUACUUAGUGACAAGGAGAAUGAAUUGAAAAAAGCACUGAGUGAAUUGGAAAGACUGAAAGUAAUGAAUGAGCAGUUGGAUGAGCUUAAAAAUGCUAAAGCUUCUACGGCUCAAAAGCUUACUGAUAAUGAGAAGCUUUUAGAACAGCUACAAUUUGAAAAGGAAUCACUUUUAGUAGAAUGCAAUGAGUUAAAGAAACUUAAUGACGCUAAUUUGAUGAAUUUGAAAAAGUCAAAUGAACAGGUUCAGGAAUUGCAAAAGAAAAUGUUAGAAACAUCAGUAAUUGAGGAAUUGAGAGCAAAAAUUGAGUUACUUGAGGAAUCAAGUUCUAAAUUAAUAAGUGAAAAACAGUGUCUUGAAGAAACAAUUUUGGCAUUGACUGCUGAAAAAGAAUCACUUGAGAGGUCGAUAAUUGAACUUACUAGCGAAAAGGAAGUAGUAAAAAAAUCAGCACUAGAACUUUCACAACAAAAUCAGGCACUUUUAUUAGAAAAAGAAAAGCUUUACGCUGAAAGUCAAGAGCUUUUAAAUAAGCAUCAAUCGAUUUUGACAAGCUAUGAGGACCUUACUAAAAUCAACGAAUCAAAUGCUGAAAAUAUUCAAAUGUUAAAUCAAAAAAUAAAGGAAUUCCAGGAAAAACUGUUAGAAACAUCUGAUUCACCUGAAUUAAUCGCUAAAAUCACUUCCUUAGAAGAAUCAUUGACAUUACUAGUAAGAGAAAAAGAAGCAAUAAUGUUAGAAAAUCAAUCGAUAGUGUCAAAAUGCAAGGAAUUAGAGGAAUUAAAUGAUAUUAAUGUCAAGAGCUUACAACAGUCAACUGAUGAAGUUAAAGAACUUGAAAGUAGAUUAACACAAAUGGGAAAUGUCGAUGAACUCAGAUCUAAAAUAACUUUACUUGAGGAAUCAGUAGCAGCAUUUGUAAAUGAAAAAGAAGGCCUAAUUACUCUAGUGACAACAAAACACAAUGAGAAUGUUCAAUAUCACAAUGAAAUCCUUCGAUUAAAUCAGUUAUUGCAAGAGGAAGCGAAAAAGGUCGAAUCUAAUCAAAGUGAAGCCAUGGAACAGCAAAAUGAUCAGAUUAUGUUUCUCCGUGAGAAGUGUGACUUACUUGCACAGAAUUUACUUCAAGAACAGAAUAACUAUCGACUUUUACAGCAAGAAAAGAAUGAUGCGGUUGAGAUGAAUAAUACAUUAAAUAAAGAUAUUGAGAGAUUGCGUCAACAUUUAUUGGAAGUGGCUGAUGCUUACACAUUUGAGCAAGUAAGUCUACAGAAACAAGUUGAGGAUUAUAAAGGAAAAUUAAUGGCCGUCGAACAUGACGCAAAACAAUCAGCUACAGCUUAUACAUCUGCAAAUAUUCGUGCUAAUCAACAGGCUGAGACAAUACAAGCUCAAUACAAUUUACUGAUUCUGCAGCGUGAUGAACUUUUAAAUAAACUUAGUGCAGCUGAGGAUAAUGAUAAUAAAAAUCAGGCAGCUCUCACCAACCUUCAAGUUGCUCUUGAAAUCUUCCAACGAGAUAAGGAAAACGAUAUUGAGCUGAAAACAGCUGCAUUACAUAAACAACUCGAUGGUGAAAAGACGAAGCAAGUUAAAUUACAUGGCGAGAUAAAUCAACUUCAAAUCCAGCUUCAGGAAGCCAAAAAUGGUCUAAUGGCGGCUACACGUUUAAGUGAUCAGCUGGAACUGAAUCAAUUGACAAUAGAUAAACUAAACAAUGAAAUUAAAUCAUAUCAAGACACGAUCCAAUCGUUGAAGAAUCAACUUGAAACGAGCAAUGCCAACACGAGUAAUGCUGAUAUUGACUUGAUAAAAAAUUUAAUUGUCGGAUAUGUAACAGCGCCGAAUGCAACAGCAAAGAAUCAAAUUCUAAAGCUUAUAUCUAGUGUUCUAAAUCUCAGUGAAGCUGAAUGUGUAAGAAUUGGCUUAAAAAGCAUAAAUACAGGCGGUGGAUGGUUCUCGAGAUCAUCAAAUGAUAAUAUUAACAACAAUGUCAGCAUAACGGAAGCUUUCGUGGCAUUUUUAGAGAAGGAAUCACAGCCUAGAGUGAAUGCAAAUUUAUUGACAAUUCAUGAGAAUGAUACAACGACAGCGACAAGAAAGUCCUCAACAAGUAGUAAUAGUGGAAUCGAUAUGUCUGGAAGUAAUGCAAAUUCAAGUCCUGAAAAUCCAGCACCUAUACUUUUAGGCGAGAAUACACUGUUAACGUCUUAUAAUAGCCGCAAUAGUUCUUCAAUUCUCAAAAAUAUUCUGCAUGAUGAAACAUGAUUUUCAUUUUAUUAAAAAAAAUUAAUUUAAUAUUUUUGUAUGCCUUUUUCCACAUUUUCGAUGUAUAUUUUUCUAUUUCCCUUUUUUACCUUUUUUUUUUAUUAAAGUAUCUC